AUGUCCACCGGAAAGCUCUUCACCUGCAUCAUCCCUGACAAGCCCGGCACUCUUGAGCAACGUCUCAAGGUCCGUGACCAGCACAUUUCCAACGCCAAGGACCUCAACUCCAAGGGCCUUCUUGUGGCCGGUGGCGGUUACGCUGACAAGCAUCCUGAUGAGGGUGAGUCCUUCAACUUUAAGGGAUCUAUCAUUACUUUCCGUGCUGCCAGCCAGGAGGACGUUCAGAAACUUUUGGACACUGAUAUUUACACCACCACUGGUGUCUGGGAUUUACCUAACGCUAAGAUCUACCCCGCCAUUGAGGCGAUUCGCAAGGAUUAA
Magnusiomyces paraingens is the source of this 324-nucleotide messenger RNA. RefSeq lists its product as uncharacterized. Lineage: Eukaryota; Fungi; Ascomycota; Dipodascomycetes; Dipodascales; Dipodascaceae. The coding region runs from base 1 to 324 and encodes 107 amino acids. The transcript has 3 exons. The record is from RefSeq and is a predicted model, not a curated record.